Meyerozyma guilliermondii ATCC 6260 is the source of this 729-nucleotide messenger RNA. RefSeq lists its product as uncharacterized. The transcript has a single exon. Lineage: Eukaryota; Fungi; Ascomycota; Pichiomycetes; Serinales; Debaryomycetaceae. Bases 1 to 729 code for a protein of 242 amino acids. The record is from RefSeq and is a predicted model, not a curated record.
AUGAACUCAACACCGCUUAAAAGCUUUGACCAUUUAGACUCCGGGGACUUGGUUGCCGAAAGCAAACAGAUCAUUGACUCUGUAACCACAUGGAAGAAGAGUAAGCUAUACAAUUACGAUUUAGUUUCUGGCAAAAAAGUUGCGGUACAAACCUAUACGAAGACAAUCAAUAAUGACUAUUGGUGUGCUAGAAAUUCGUCGUUGGAGGAAUUGAAAGACGAGAAGAAACAGGUGUAUCAGAACCUUCUCAAGUAUAUUGUGGGGUCGAGUGUGGAUCAGAACAAGACUCAUACCGAGUACGAAACCAAGUAUGUCGAUGAGAUUUACGACUAUAAACUCGAAACUGUAUCUUUGAAAAAUUCUGAUGAAAAUGCAAUAACUUACAAAGGUCAGAUGUAUUACAAGUUCCAGUUUCCUUUACAACGGCGUAUAUUCCACGAACUUGUGCACAUUGUAAAAGCCAAAGAUGAUUCAGAAGCAUAUGUCAUUACCCUUGCUUUGGAUCCUAGUCUCUUCGCCAACAAGGAACCUUCGUUUGUUCCUGCUCGUUACACUUCUAUCGAAAAGAUAGCAUACGACGAAGACACAAACAAGUUGGUAUGGUCCAUGGCAACUUGCUCUAGUCCUGGCGGAUCGGUUCCAGACUGGAUGACAAAGAUGGGCUUACCCCCAGCAGUAGCCAAAGAUGUGCCCCAUUUUUUGAACUGGGUAGCUUCAGGCAACGUCUGA